Penicillium nucicola is the source of this 1848-nucleotide messenger RNA. RefSeq lists its product as uncharacterized. The record is from RefSeq and is a predicted model, not a curated record. Gene Ontology annotation, cellular component: membrane. Bases 1 to 1848 code for a protein of 615 amino acids. Gene Ontology annotation, biological process: transmembrane transport. The transcript has 4 exons. NCBI's taxonomy places the organism in Eukaryota, Fungi, Ascomycota, Eurotiomycetes, Eurotiales, Aspergillaceae. Gene Ontology annotation, molecular function: myo-inositol:proton symporter activity.
AUGACUGACAAAAGAGAUAGCGAUAUUCCGUCCGCAAAAGGUAUCCCUCAGCAUCCACUCGGGACGGCCGCUGAACGAGCACGGCGCAAUCUAAAUGCCAAACUCUCCAAUCCGCUGGCCGGAUUCAGUCAUGUCGAACUACGAAAACAAGGCCGCAAUUUUGCAAUCACUCAUGAGAUGGGCGAUGAAACCGAUAUUCGUGCCUUUAAGCUCGGGGCCGUGCUGGCACAGUCACCGGAACGAUAUGCCACGGUCGACGGAUUGACGCCUCCAGAGAAAGAAGUGCUGCGACGAGAGAUUGCUCAUCGCUGGGACCAGCCGUGGAAGAUGUACGCCGUGAUUGCGCUUUGCUCUUUAUCGGCUGCAGUCCAAGGAAUGGACGAAACGGUUGUCAACGGCGCCCAGAUCUUCUACAAACAUCAAUUUGGCAUCGGCGACGAAUCCUCCAGAAGCACCUGGUUAGUCGGCCUCGUAAAUUCAGCCCCCUAUCUCUGCUGCGCCUUCAUCAGCUGCUGGCUCACAGUCCCAUUCAACGCAUGGUUCGGACGUCGCGGGACGAUAUUCAUCACCUGCUGCUUCAGCGCAAUAGCCUGCCUCUGGCAAGGCUUCGUAUCAACAUGGUGGGCAAUGUUCAUAGCACGAUUCAUGCUCGGAUUCGGCAUCGGGCCCAAAUCCGCCACGGUGCCCAUGUACGCCGCGGAAACGGCACCACCGUCAAUUCGCGGCGCGCUGGUCAUGCAAUGGCAGAUGUGGACGGCAUUUGGAAUCAUGGUUGGCUAUGCCGCAGAUCUGAUCUUCUACAACGUCGACUCGUCCGCGAUCGUCGGCCUGAACUGGCGUUGUAUGAUGGCAUCAGCCAUGUUCCCGGCUCUCGUCGUCUGCUGCUUUGUUUUCGCCUGUCCCGAGUCUCCGCGGUGGUAUAUGAGCCAGAAACAGUAUUACCGGGCUUACCAGUCGAUAUGCACGCUGCGACAUCAUAAGAUCCAAGCAGCGAGGGAUCUGUACUAUAUGCACACGCUGCUAGAAGCGGAGAGUAGCAUGAAGCUGGGACAGAACAAACUGCUAGAACUAAUCAAGGUGCCGCGCAAUCGUCGAGCGAUGGUAGCUUCGCAGAUCGUCAUGUUAAUGCAGCAGUUCUGCGGCGUCAACAUAAUCGCAUACUACUCCUCCGAAAUCUUCCUCGAAGCAAGCCUAACACCAAUAGCAGCCCUCGCCGCUUCCCUAGGAUGGGGCGUAAUAAACUGGCUCUUCGCCAUCCCAGCAAUCUACACAAUCGACAGCUUCGGCCGACGCAACCUCCUCCUAACAACUUUCCCCCUAAUGGCCCUAGCGAUGUUCUUCACAGGCUUCAGCUUCUGGAUCCCAGAAAGCAACCACAACGCGCGGAUCGGAUGCGUAGGACUAGGCACGUACAUCUUCGGUGUGGUCUACUCGCCAGGCGAAGGCCCCGUGCCAUUCACCUACUCAGCAGAGGCAUACCCGCUGUACGUGCGGUCGUACGGAAUGGCACUGGCGACAGCGACGACGUGGUUCUUCAAUUUCGUGCUGGGGGUUACGUGGCCGUCUAUGCGGGCGGCGUUCACGACGCAGGGCGCUUUUGCGUGGUAUGCGGGGUGGUGUUUGGUUGGGUGGGUUUUGGUGUUGUUGUUUAUGCCGGAGACGAAGGGGAAGACGCUGGAAGAGUUGGAUCAGGUUUUUUCGGUGCCGACGAGGUUUCAUGCUGGGUAUGGGUUGAGGCAGGUUAGGUGGUUCUUUUGGAGGUUUUUGUUGUGGAGGGAUGUUCAGCCUGAGGUUCUUUAUGAGAAGGAGGAUGAGGGGGGGAUGUUGGAUGUUGGGUUUAAUGCUUGA